AUGGCUGCUACUACUGCUGAGUCGUUGUUGGAUACAUUGAAAAAGAAACUUCUUACCUUCAAAAAUUCUGUUGAUUCGUUAAGUGCUGAGCUCGAGAAAAAGAAUAAGAUAUUAGAGGCCGAGCGGGAAAAAAAGACCAAGGUGAUGAUUAAACAUAUGUUUUGCUCCAAUUGCAGAUUUCCACAUUUCCUGCUACAAGGUGAGGUUGCUGCUCUUCAACGCCGUAUUCGACUUUUGGAGGAUGAACUCGAAAGCACGGACACUCGUCUCACUGAUGCGACUGUAAAACUCGAGGAGGCCAGCAAGGCUGCCGACGAAAGCGAGCGCUUCCGACGUGCCCUUCAGAGUCGGCAAGUCUCUGACGACGACCGCAUCGAGCAGCUAACUGUUAUGAUCCAGCGAACCACGAAGGAGGCUGCCGAAGCGAAGGCCAAGUUCGAAGAGGUAAAAGGGGAAUCUAUUUUUCUGUCUGUCGCCAUUUUAACCCUCUCUGACUGUGGUGGUAAUCGUGGCUGCAAGGUUUUGGAAAAUCGCACAGUGGCCGAUGAGGAGCGAAUCUCGCAGCUUGAGGAGCAACUAAAAGAGUUCACCUUCAUGGCUGAGGACGCUGAUCGCAAAUACGACGAGGCUUCUCGAAAACUGGCCAUCACUGAAGUCGAUCUUGAGCGGGCUGAAUCUCGUCUCGAAGCCUCCGAAAGUCGCAUCCGGUCGAUGGAAGAUGAGCUUCGUUCCGUGACCACCAACCUCAAAUCCAUGGAACUGAGCGAAUCCACGGUAAGGCCAACGCAUAUUGUUAUUUUUGCGUUCUCCACGUUUCCGGGUUUUCACAAAAAGUAG
This is a messenger RNA of Dibothriocephalus latus, 837 nucleotides long. The record is from the annotation of a GenBank genome assembly. Lineage: Eukaryota; Metazoa; Platyhelminthes; Cestoda; Diphyllobothriidea; Diphyllobothriidae.